Messenger RNA from Acaulospora morrowiae, 2877 nucleotides. The record is from the annotation of a GenBank genome assembly. NCBI's taxonomy places the organism in Eukaryota, Fungi, Glomeromycota, Glomeromycetes, Diversisporales, Acaulosporaceae.
AUGUUUAGAAAGCUUUCUUCCGUCUUCAACAUCAAGGACCUCUUAGAUACUACUAAGAUCAACGAAGGGGAUCUUAAAAAUAUCACUAGAGAAGGAUUACAGGUCGUUAAAAGUGAAUGGGAGAACAUUUAUUCCAAAUCUGUCGGGAUAUUAACUCCCGGACUCAGCCCAAGAUUAACGACCGCCGCUGCGUCUAGCAGAAUACCUCGACUAGAUCUAUCUGCUACAACUGAAUUGGCAACAAGGUACGAGCAUGAAUGGAACUCUAUUCAGACCGAAGAUGAAAGAAACUUUCGUAAUGCAAAAAUGGCAGAUGAAUUGAUCCAGAAAAUAGUCGAAACUUGCAAGGAGCAUUAUGAAUCGUGUGAGUUGAUUAAAUCAGAAGCUGGCCAUUUACCAAAAGUGAAAGAAAUGAUUGAAGAAGCUACCAUCUCAGCAAUCUCACUGAAGGGAAAGCUAACAGAACUAGAGAAAAUGAUUGAUGAAUUCGCUAAAAGCAAUGAAGUAUGGUCUUUCGAGAAAUGGAAACAGACUCAGAUUAUUGUGUUUGACCAAUACAAAGACGAAAAAAACAAAGAAUUGGAGGAAAAAAAAAAACUCUAUGAUCAACAUUAUGAAGAAUUCAUGUUUAACAACAAAGCUCAAAAGGUACAACUCUAUCAAGCCAAUUUUGAAAUGCAAAUGGAGAAUUAUCGUAAACGGGCAAUGGAUCCGUCAUUAAACAAUGAUGAGCGUACAAUUAACUCGUCAGAUGAUGACAUUAUUUCUAAGUUGGAACAAGUCGAGAUUGAAACGGCUGGUGAUCGAGAAGCAUUAGAAGAUUUCCUUGGAUCUUCAAGAUUCUUCGAGAGAAGGCUCGUUCUGAGUCGAUUUCAAAUUUCGGCGGUUAUAUUACACGGAUUGUCCAAGGAUUGUUCCUUGGUAAGUAGUAUAUAUCGCACGAUUCACACUUCAGACGUAAAUUCCUUUCUCACUGUUCAAUGCUAUGACCUUAUAAAUUUGGAAAAGAACGUUGAUCCAUUCAAUGACUUGUACAACAUUAUGACUCGUAAUCAUAUGACUCGCAAAAAAGCAAUGGAACUAUUAAGACCCUCUGCAAAUUCAAAAGAAACAGUAACGGAGGCUGAUGAUUCUGAGGAGGAGGCAGAAUUUAUUCCUUCAUUUACACAGCCUUCGCUUUCAACGCUGGACGUGAGCGAGAUUUCAGACAUAUCGGAAGACAAGUGGUUGAUACGAAAUAAACAAAAGUCUCCAACUCUCGAAGAAAAUUUGCACGGCGAUCCCCAGAUUUCUGGAGGUGAAAGAACGGUCAAAAUAGAAAAGGCAAGAAAAAUAUUAAAAAUGUGUGCUAUGGCUUGUGCCUGCACCUUUGGCAUUGGAAGUCAUUUCGCGUCGCAUAUUAUUGGACCGAUGAAAGGAAUAUUGAUGAAGCAACUUGAUCUUACGAACACUCAAUUCUCACUAUUAAUCGCAUCGCUCACUUUAUGUAACACCGUGAUACCCACAGUAUCUGGUUUGCUGGUAACUCGCUUUGGAACCACCAAAAGCUCUCUUAUUAUAACUACCGGAAUUCUAAUAGGAAUGAUAAUAGUAACAGCUGCCAGUUGGAAAGGGAAUAUAGGAUUGAUGAUUGCUGGAUUCAUAGUGUUCGGUAUUGGGCUGGCACCGUUAACAAUUGUUCAAGAAACUAUAAUUGUUCAGUUCUUCUAUGGAAGUAGUUUAGGAUUUGCAUUGGCUGUUGGAUUAACAUUUGGAAGAUUAGCAUCCUUUAUGGCAACGAUAUUGGCUGUCCCGUUAUCUAUGAUGCCACCACUAACUUAUCGUACUCCCUUCAUAGUAGCUACUUUCACAUGUUUCGUGUCUUGGGUAAUGAAUCUCGUAUACAUUUACCUUUUAAGAAAGGUAGAUGAUAAGCAAACUGGAUCUCAAUUGCGCAUAGCCGAAAAGAAAACGGUUAAUUGGAGGGAUAUAUUUGAUCUUUCAGAUAUUUUUUGGUGGUCAUUAGUUGUGGGAGUUUUAUUUGGAUCAGCCAUGACUCCAUUCCUUCAUUUAUCAAGUAAUAUAAUAAUGCACCGAUACAAUAUGACAGAUCUGAUGGCUUCAUGGGAUGCAUCGAUAAUACUAUUACUCCCAGUAAUAGUAUACCCGUUUCUAGGACUAUUCAUGGACAAAUAUGGCUGUAGAUUGUCAAUUUUGAUAUUUGGUUCUGCUGCAUUCUUAAUCACCUUUUUAUUAUUGCUCGCACCUCCGAGCAUAAUUCACCCAUUCCCACCAAUCCUAAUAUUUGCGUCUGCAUUCGCAGUUGUUCCGCUUACUAGCGUCACUCUCAUCCCUUUGCUUACAAAACACGUGUCCACCGGCCUUGGACUUCUUAAAAGUGUAGAUAAUAUUGGCGCUACGUUGAGCCAAACAAUCGCUGGAUUAUUACUCGAUGCGCAUGUUAACCGAACUCAUGUAGCUGGUUCCGAAAUUAAUCACGAAGAUGAUGAUCUAGUGGUCCUGAGGAUGUUUGCUUUUAUAAGCGGACUGGGAUUUAUUAGUUGCCUGAUAUUCUGGUGGGCCGACAAGAAAUAUAAAGGUGGUGUUCUCAAUGGAAAGGGUAAUGGAGAUCACGAAAAUAUUAAAAUAUAUGGACAUCUACGUGGGGAAGAAGAAGAAAUACCUAUUGAAGGACAAUUGAUACAAAUGCACAUAGAGGAUGAGCCAAAUCUUUCUGAAUCUGCUGCAGCAGAAAUGAGAAAGAGAGUUACGAUUUAUAUAAUGAUUAUGGGUGUGUUAUUGAUUGUCUGUUGGACUGUAUUUGCGAUCGUAGCUAUAAAGAAAGGUGGAGUACACGCUGGUAUUAACCCCAAAAUUGAUAAUUCUAUUACGAGUUAA